GGUGGACAUGGCACGAUUUUCUCGGCAUAAAACUAAGCAAACAUUUCCACUCUUCCCACGUCGUUUGCAGAAAAUGAAUGAUGCGCAGAGCUCGAGCCUUAAGGGCUGUCUAGCCCGGCUCGAAAGCCUUGGAUGUGACGUGCCUAUUCCGCCCCGGCAAGAGCCCAAGAUCGCGCCGGUGAAUGGGAUCGUACAGCCGAUGGUGAUGCCGCCGCCCAACCGGAAGGGAAGGACCACCAAUCUGACGAAGAAAUUCAGGACCGUGCUGGAUGUGAUGAUACGCUCAAAGUCCUCUUACCAAUUCCGCCAUGCCGUGAACGCCGUGAAGCUUCACGUGUUUAACUAUCACAAUCUGAUCACUCGUCCGAUGGACUUAUACACCGUCAAGAAGAGGCUGGAGAAUUGCUAUUACUUCAGGGCCGCGGAGGCUCUAGAGGAUAUUUUACUGAUAUUCAGCAAUUGCAGGAGCUUCAACAGUCCUGAAUCACCCGUCUUCAACGAUGCCCUAGCACUGUGCGACCUCCUCUGUGCCCGUAUGGCGAAGCUCCAAGGGGAAAUUCAGACCGAGGUUGUGGAGGCCCCGAAAAUAAGGUUCAGGGCUCGCCAGAGCUCAAAGUUCGUUCACUUGCCGGUGAUCAAAGCUCCGGUCCUCCUUCAACUUCCGGCUCUCCGUCGUGGUCGUGGCCGCCCUCGAGGACGACCUAAAUUCGCCAGGGUCAAAAGGUUUCUUUUCAACGAACAUAAGGAUUUCCCAAGGUCGUACAAUAAUGCAGGGAAGAUUAUAUAUGACGGCACUCUUGUCGACUACUAGAUCGAGCGUUCGUAUGGCCUGAGAUUGCUUCAGUUUCUGCGUCACAGACGUCGUCAGCGGGUCUGUUGGGCAUUCAACGAUUCGAGAGUGUGGAUGUUGUUGGUAG
Drosophila persimilis is the source of this 917-nucleotide messenger RNA. Its product is annotated as homeotic protein female sterile. The record is from RefSeq and is a predicted model, not a curated record. Gene Ontology annotation, biological process: chromatin remodeling; regulation of DNA-templated transcription. Gene Ontology annotation, cellular component: nucleus; chromatin. Lineage: Eukaryota; Metazoa; Arthropoda; Insecta; Diptera; Drosophilidae. The transcript has 2 exons. Bases 8 to 811 code for a protein of 267 amino acids.